AUGGUUUCCCCGGAAAACACCAAUUGGCUCUUCGAUUACCCGUUGAUCGAUGAUGAUAUUACCGUCGGCGAUGGCUCCUUCACCGUAUCCGCAUCCGCCUUCUCCUGGCCUCCACCUCCCUCCAAUGUCAGUGUUGAAAUUGAUGCUUCACUCGGGGAUUCUGAUGGCCUCAAAGAUCCUGCUUUGAAGAAGAGGGGGAGAUCUGAUUCGUGUACUGCUUCUAGCUCUAAGGCAUGUCGGGAGAAGUUGCGAAGGGAUAGGCUUAAUGACAAGUUUGUUGAAUUGGGCUCCAUCUUGGAGCCUGGAAGGCCUCCCAAAACAGAUAAGGCUGCCAUUCUGAUUGAUGCUGUCAGAAUGGUGACACAGCUGCGGGAUGAAGCCCAGAAGUUGAAAGACUCAAAUACGAAUCUUCAAGAGAAGAUUAAAGAGUUAAAGUCUGAGAAGAAUGAACUUCGUGAUGAGAAACAGAGGCUUAAGGUAGAGAAAGAGAAGUUGGAGCUGCAGGUAAAAUCAAUGAAUGCCCAACCUGCUUUCUUGCCACCCCCUCCUGCAAUUCCUGCUGCAUUUGCUCCACAAGGCCAAGCCCCGGGCAACAAGUUAGUGCCUUUCAUCAGUUAUCCGGGUGUUGCCAUGUGGCAGUUUAUGCCUCCGGCUGCCGUGGAUACAUCACAGGAUCAUGUACUCCGUCCACCAGUUGCCUAA
This is a messenger RNA of Sphenostylis stenocarpa, 702 nucleotides long. NCBI's taxonomy places the organism in Eukaryota, Viridiplantae, Streptophyta, Magnoliopsida, Fabales, Fabaceae. The record is from the annotation of a GenBank genome assembly.